AUGGAUUAUCAAUCGUCUUCCCGGUCCCAGAAAAAGCCAUCCUCAACAGGCUCAGAUAGAGCAUCAUCGUCGAGACAAGCAGUACCAACAACAACAGUUCCCCCAAGUCUACGAUACUUCACAGCAGCAGCUAGCUCGUCAAGACCCUACGAAUCGCCCUACGCUCAAGAUCAGGACAGACGAUCUCAACCACCGCCAGACUCGUCAGUCCGCUCUACAUCAAGAUCGACAGGCGUGUACCCAACCUUGACCGGCCCUUCUCCUACGCGAGUACCUCACUCCACCCAGAGCUCUUCCUCCUCAGGCCGUUCUCUCUACGACUCCCCAGGUCCCCGAGGCAGCCGUAACACUACUCCGGGAGGCACGAUGAGUACCCAAAGGACUAUGAGCUCGAAUGAUCGAGAACAGUUGAUCCGAUCUUUACGCACUCACCGCGUCAAUACUCUUACAGAGCUACGCCGAAUUGAGAAGCUCUUUGCGUCCAACGACUCAGCAGACGUCACCGAGGCCAUGACCACUGCCUGGGCUCACUAUGUCAACUCCAACAACCUUCUUAGCGAACUUCGAGGCAUGACCAAGAAUUAUCCAUUUAGCUCAGAAUGUCUGGACGAGGCCAAGUGGCAAGUCAUUGGAGACCCUACUAGUACCCGGAGUUGGAACUACUGCUGGUUGAUACUGACCAAAAUCAAGAACGACCUGCACUCCUUGGUUCAGCGUGAACGUGGCUAUCAGCUAGCUGUGAAAUACCACAUAUGA
Messenger RNA from Letharia lupina, 756 nucleotides. RefSeq lists its product as uncharacterized. The transcript is spliced from 3 exons. NCBI's taxonomy places the organism in Eukaryota, Fungi, Ascomycota, Lecanoromycetes, Lecanorales, Parmeliaceae. The coding region runs from base 1 to 756 and encodes 251 amino acids. The record is from RefSeq and is a predicted model, not a curated record.